Messenger RNA from Oldenlandia corymbosa var. corymbosa, 504 nucleotides. The record is from the annotation of a GenBank genome assembly. Lineage: Eukaryota; Viridiplantae; Streptophyta; Magnoliopsida; Gentianales; Rubiaceae.
AUGCUGCCUUUUAAGGUAGUUAAUCAAGGUGGGAAGCCAUACCUAACCGUGGAAAUGAAAAGUAGCAAAAUAAAGUUGAUGAGCCCUAAGGAAAUCAUUAGUAUGAUGCUGAAAGGGAUCAAGCAAAAAGCAAAAUCACACUUGGGGAUGGAAAUCGAGGAGGUCGUGCUCACUCAUCCAGCUUUUACUUUUUCCAAUGCGCAAGUUCAGACCAUUCAAGAUGCAGGAGCCAUUGUCGGGCUAAAAGUUAAUGUGGGAGGAGAAGAUUUUGAUCAUAGAGUUAUGGAUUACUGCUUGAACCUGAUCAAGAACAAAUACAAUAGAGAUAUAAGUGGUGAUAAGCAGGCUGUUACAAGGCUUAUAAAGGAGUGUGAGAAAGCUAAGAAAGUCUUGUGUGACCAGCCGCGUGUAGAUGUCAAAAUCGACUCACUUUUUGAUGGAGUUGAUUUCUCUGAACCACUAUCAAGGGAAACAUUCAAAGAGCUGAACAUGGAUCUGUUUUAG